CCCUCCCUCUCUAUUAUUUUUCCAUCUUACUACCGUUUUCUCUCCUCCACCCCCUCCGUUCCUCUACUCCCUUUGGCCUUUCGUUCAUGGCAACGUCAAAUCGGCGCACUGGAAAGCGGGCCAGCAACCGGAGCGUUGUCGUGCGGUCGCUGUGAUGGCACGACGAUGCUAAGAAAUUUGGAUAACGUAGCAGUGAGAGUGCUCCUCUGUUUCCUUGACGUUUUCCAGCCUCGAUCCGGCGACAUGUGGACGUUGGAUCGACGCCCCGGCAUCCGAUCAGUGCUUCGGUGAUGGACAGAUCUGGAACUGUGGAGCGAAGCGAAACCCUACGGUUUCCUAGCGCACAUCGGUUUCCCAACACUCUGUUUCCUUGAGGUUUUUCAGGCUCGAUCCGGCGAUAUGUGGGCCUUGGAUUGACGCUCCGGGAUCCGAUGCGCGUCGGUGGUGGACAGAUCUGGAACUGUUGAGCGAAUUGAAACCCUACCGUUUCGUAGUGCACAUCGGUUUCCGAACCCACUGCGCCUACCUCAGAUCCGUCAUUGGAGUCGGGAAUAAUCACUGAUUUCGCUCUUGGAAUCUUGUACUCUUCGAUCUCGCGCUUCUCGCACCUUCCUCGGCACACAAUUUUCCAACUUUGAUGGAGGGUCAUGUAUUCAAUCAUAUUUCAAGCAUUCUUACCACGGCUAGGGGUUAUUCAAGAAUAUCAACAAGGUACUAAUCGGGUUUAGGCUUUGUCAUUUCAUGCAAGAUCCAUGCAGUGCUAUUCUUUGUGAAUAAGUUAGGCUUCCAGACUCACUAAUUUUCUCACUGGUUGACAGGUAUGUGUAUUUCAUUUUUUUGUUGAAAAUUCUGUCUAAAGAAUUCUUCUUUGUGUUAUAAUAGUUCAAGGCUUCACUUUCACUAUCCAUGUCUGGAUGUUAUUUUCUUGUUUAAGAGUAAUAUAGCGUCUAGAUGGCUAUUUUCUUGGUGUAGAGUAAAAUAUUGUUAAUCUA
Molecule: messenger RNA, 992 nt
Organism: Rubroshorea leprosula
Lineage: Eukaryota; Viridiplantae; Streptophyta; Magnoliopsida; Malvales; Dipterocarpaceae
Source: the annotation of a GenBank genome assembly